Messenger RNA from Sipha flava (yellow sugarcane aphid), 6801 nucleotides. Its product is annotated as prostaglandin G/H synthase 2-like. Gene Ontology annotation, biological process: response to oxidative stress; cyclooxygenase pathway. Gene Ontology annotation, molecular function: oxidoreductase activity, acting on single donors with incorporation of molecular oxygen, incorporation of two atoms of oxygen; prostaglandin-endoperoxide synthase activity; heme binding. Gene Ontology annotation, cellular component: neuron projection; cytoplasm. NCBI's taxonomy places the organism in Eukaryota, Metazoa, Arthropoda, Insecta, Hemiptera, Aphididae. Bases 2915 to 4885 code for a protein of 656 amino acids. The transcript is spliced from 11 exons. The record is from RefSeq and is a predicted model, not a curated record.
UUCAUGGUCCGCGGGAGUUUAAAAGUCUUCAUCCGUAGCCGUACACGACCCAUGCCCCAAUGAUUUAAUAACAUAAUGUAUACCUAACACACGAAAAUAAUUAUUGAAACGUGUUUUUAUAUAGAGAACUCGAUGAUGGUCGAGUAUGGUUAUUUGGAUUGUUAAUACACCUAAUUGCGUUUUUUUAUUCUAACGAUACCUAUGUGCUAUUGUUGUGAAAAAUAUAUUUAAAUUAUUUCCUACUAACCGAGUACAACGAUGUCGAGUUUAACCAUUUAAUUAAAUAACAAGCUACUGCAAACUACGUUCUCCAAUGUUAGACAACGACGGAAGCAUAUUCGCAAAAAUGUGAGUAUUACACUCGAAAUACCUAAAUAAUAUAUUUAUGACGAAAUCCACAUCUCUUGAAAACCUAAAUAACUGUAUUUAUUUUAUUUACAUUGUAACAUUGAUCGUUUUUAAUACACAGUCAUUUAUAAAUUAUAAUGUCAUUUAUUUUCAAAAUGUAUAACCAUCCAAUAAUGAAAAUGAUUUCAAGCCAUUCGAGCACAACGGGGUCGUAAUAAACUCGCCAACCGAUGACAGUGUUGAGUAUUUAUUUUUUUCUUAUCCAUUAGAGUGUUAUUGUGUUUUCGAUUACAUUAUUUUAUUACAUAGGCUUACAGCGUGCAUACAGAAUAACAAUUUUUGUUCAUAAACAUUUUAAAACGCUCGGUGGUUGUCAAUAGUCAAACGAAAAAAAAACCUAUGCAUUUUUCAAGCUUCAAGUACACAGGGCUUCUUACAAUACAUAUAAUACGAGUUUACUAGAAUAUUUUUACAUUGCAAGUAGUACCUACUGCGCAUUAAUAAUAAUAAUAUAUAUUAUUCUAUUUUUUUGUUUUAAACUUAAUAUCAAAAAAAUUACUACAUAGUUUCACCGAGAGCAACUCGUAUGGUGAUCCAGGUGGAUAUUGGUUUGUAAUUAUUCCUAAUAGUAUACACCUAAAACUUCAAUUAACAUAAGAAAUUACUUAGUUCACAUAUUUCUAUAGGACAUAAUGAUCAUAAUAUAAUGGUAAUGUUUUACGUGGUAUUCGCAAAGAAUAAAAAAAAAUUAAAGCGAUUUAAAGAACUGUGUUUGUGUAUUAUUAGGGGCCAAUUAGGUGUAGUGUUAUAGCACAAUAUGUCAUCCGUGCAUAAAAUUGACAGUUUCCACUAUGUAAUCACAAUAGCCAGAAAUGAUUUUACGGACGUGCUCAAUGUUUACAGUAAUAAACGUCACAAGGAAAGCGCGGAGUAAAAAUACGAAUAAAAAUUAUAAGUAAAAUAAUAGAUGAAACCAAAAUACUUUUUAAAGAUCUAGGUGGAGUUCGGAAUUUGCUGCGCGAACAUCUGCGAUUGACAAUCGGUUGAACGUCCACGGCGGUGUUUGGCAAGCAUAAACCGUCAAAAAUUUCCAAGUAAUUAGAAAAAUGUAUGUCUCUACUCGUAUAUAUGUUGGUAUCUCAAUGUGUUUGUGUUAGUUUGUGUUAGCCAUUCAGCAAGCUAUAACGUAAUAUUUUUUAGUUUAUUACUUUAAACAAAAUUUUAGUUUAAAAUAAUUUAAGUAUUAUUACAUAUUUGUCGGACACUCUAAGCACUAAAAAAAAUAAUAUAAUGCCAUGGAUGAGAAAUAAUCUGCUGACUAUAAAAAAAAUAUUGUUGCAAAAAAAUGAAAGGUGGGUUAUUAAUCGUAACUAACAAAAUAUCUAUAACUAUAAUCAAACUUGAAAUUACACAUAAAACAAUACGCAUACAUUUUUGUAUCAAUUUAAUUAAACAUAAUUGUCAUAAACAGAUAUUUAAAAUAAAAGAUAAAAACACGUGUACAAUUUUAUCAAAGCAUCGAUGUGUUUUUAUAUGUAUACACAAAUAAUAUUUGGUCUGCAUGUUACUUACAAGAAAUGAGACCAUUUUUGCAAGUACUUGCCGCAUUCUAAAUUUAAUAGUUGACAAGGAUUUGUUAUAGUACAAUUAAUCAACGUCUAUCGACCUUUUGUAUUCGUGGGCGUUCGUGGACUAAUGUUUCUUUUUGCUGUUGCUAUCAAUAUUAUUCUCGAGGUAGUAUCUACCGAAAUAUCGUGAUGUAUAAACACUUUUAUUUUAUUUAUCGAUGAUAAAUUUAUAAUGCUACCGAUUCUUAGUACACAUUAAUCUAAAGAUGUGAUUGCCGUAGUCGAACAGUAGAUUACGAUUAUAUUAAGGGCUGAUAAACGCACAGCCGUUAGUUCAAACCCAGUCGCCGACUGGUGGUUAUAACCGGACAAGAAAACCGCCUCUAGAGAAAAAAACGCUCCACCUCUUUGUCCGAUGUCACCCAAAACACUCCAACAUUCAACUAUAAACUGACCAUGCCAAAAAACCCACGUAAGGGCUGUAACCUGGACUCGGUUACCAGGCUCUCCUUAUCAAAUAGAUUAAUAAAAUAAAAACAAUUAAAAAAACGAAAAGCUUGCAACAUUGCACAUUCAUGUAAAUCUUAAGGAAAUUCUGUUCGGAACUGGAUAAAGAUUAAAAUCCACGUCACCCCGGAGAGAUAUAUUUCUGCCGUCUUUUUUAUCAAUAAUAUCUAUUGGUAUUAAAUACGAUUUAAUACUGGAGUCACCGGAACGACGAAACGUGUACAUACAUUGUAAAUUAUUGUCAUAGUUAAAGUAAACUUAAUAUUGUAAUCUACAAUUUAUAUGCGCUGGCCAAAUUUCGGCGGAUUUAUUUUUUAUUAGCUAAAUCUAUGGGUUAUUAAUAUCCACGUAACAACAAUAACAUUGCUAUGAAACAUAAUUUGACAUCUGCAUUUAUUACAUUUUGGUCAUAAAGUACGAUUAUUGAUUCUUUUGUACAUUUGAUUAUUUAUAAAUUAAUUUAACUAAUAAUUAAUAAAUUUGACAUUGAAAUGGAUGCAUACACUCUACAUUUGUUGAUGAAACUUCGAAGUGCGAAGAAUCGCAAUGAGAUAAGCGAUGAAGAGUACUAUAUCCUAGAGCAAUCGAUCUUGAGUAACAGGACCACGAAUCGCAAAUAUAAGGAAUAUGCCAAAUGGACGAAUACGCAUCGCUCCUAUUUUGGGUGGACAUGGAGCUGGUCAACGGUAAUGCGGGAGUUGAGGUUACCACUUAUUUACCUUUCGAUCGUUCUGUUUGCGAUCCAGUACUUUACCAAAGACCACGACACAAAGGAUUGGUCGUACUGCGAUGCGUUGAUGAAGAAACAAUGCCAAAACGGCGGUGUACUCGUUCAAAAUAAAGGAGUGUUCACGUGCCAAUGUCCGCAUAAUUAUUACGGGGAACUAUGUGCCGACGAGCGAUAUUUUUCAACCGUUUCCCGGCUGAUUGGCGGUGCUUGGUUCGACGGUGCGAACGAAGACAUGCGAAGAGGCGCGCCUAAAAUGUGGUGGUGGCAGUCCCUUUUUUCGACCACUGAUCCUGCGGAACGGUACCAGAAAACCGUUAUCUCGUUCCACCAACAGCAACUGAAACGAAUGACGGACGACUGGGUUUCGACGGACGGCACCGAGAACGACAUCCUAGUCUCGACGACGAACUCCAGCAGGAUAUUACUGCCUGCCCGUCCGAUAUACUGUCCAGUUAACGAUAACUUGCCGCCGUUGAACACGUUGUACGACCAAGUGUUCAAGCGGGAAAAGGACGGUGGUUUGACGCAGGACCCGAAACGGCGGAAUCUGCUGUACCGCACGUUUUACCGGUACUUCGUCAUGCAGUUUUUUGGAAAAGAUUACGAUUCGACGGUGACGGGCUCUCAGCUGUACGGGAGCGACGGGGACGCGGAGAAAAGGCUCAGGUCGAUGGCCGGCGGCAAGCUGAAGACCGAGUACUCGGGCGGUGAACAGUAUCCGUCGCGGUUGUCCUUCGCGGAGAAGAUCCGGAAGGUGUUCACCCGGACGCCGGUAGCCGAUCAACAGCACUGGUUCAACCAAGCGGUGACCGUCGGCCAACCACCGCGGUCGGUGUUCGCGGACGUUUACGGGGCCCUGCGCACCCAGUGGGCAGUGGCCAACCCGCUGCUGGGCGAGGACCCGCUGCUGUUCGCCAUGACCACGUUAUGGGUGCGUGAGCACAACCGCGUGUGCGACCUACUGACGACCCGUUGGCCCGAGUGGACGGACGAUCAGCUGUACGCGGUCGCCAGGAGGACGGUGGUCGCGCAGAUGAUGGCCAUCAUGAUGAACGAGGUGUUACCCGCGGCCAAUCCGUUCACGUUGAAAUACCACCCAGAGACGUACCGCGACGUGCUCCUGAACACCAGUGCCCCUGCUAAAACGCCGCUGGAGUUACUGUUGACGACCAUCUUACCGUCCGGUCUACCCGACGGUUUAGACGACACUAGGCAAAUAUUAGCGAGUGGUAUGACUGAAACGGUCAGAUUCAUGGUCGAUCAAAAAAUGGGAUCGUUGACUAGUAACAACGACGGCGAUGCGACGAUGCCGCUAACAAAAUUACUGAUCAAAUUAUCCCGGGAAAAUAGGAUAAAAGGUUUUAACGAUUAUCGAAGACAUUUCGGAUUACGAGCCUACAAAAGCUUCUACGAGCUGACCGAAAACCAUGAAACGGCUAAUAAGUUGAUAUCGUUGUAUGGAGAUGUCGACAACGUAGAGCUGUUGACUGGAAUGUUGACGGAAAAGAAAAGUGACAAUGUAGUUCCCACGUUCACGGUCAUGAUCAAUAGUUUUAUAGUUAAUUCGAUCAUCACAAAUCCUCUGGGUAGUAAAGAAUUAUGGAAUGCAGAUACGUUCGGGGGGGAAUACGGUUUUGACUUAGUAAAAUCUGCCAACAUUAAAACAUUAAUUUGUAACAACCUGAUCGAUAAAUGCGACAGUAAUUUUACUGUCGAUAUUUAUGCAAAAUAGGUUUCAACAUUUUUUAAGUAUUUUGUAUAGGUCUUAUUAUUUUUUUGACAUAUACAAAUUAAUUUAUAAUUGCAAAUUCAUUGAUCUUCAUUCAGUUAUGUAUUUAAGCUUAGUCCAAAUAGCCAUUUUUUUUAAAUACAAUACCUAACGUAUUUUAAUAUUAGAAUAUACUGAGUAAUCGGAGUAGUCCAGCAUGUUUUACAGAUGGAAAUAUAUCCGUAUAUAAAUAUUAAUCAGUGUUAUUGAUGACUGUGUAUGAGACUCUUGAUAGAUAAUAGAAAUAUGAUCAUAUUAAUUUAACGCAAGAAUUAAAAAAAAAUAUAAUUAGAUUAUACGAUCGUGGCAUACAAAGAACAAAACGUUAUAAGUUACAACCAUUGAACCAAAAAACGGCUGGUUUACAAGUUGAAAAGUAAACCAGAAUAAAACAAAUGUGAUGAGUCUGAUGAAGUAAAAAUUAUCUAAAAGUAUUUUAUUACAGAAGGUUGCAUAAGUUGUACGAUAUCAUUCAACUAGAAUAGUAACAUCUGAUAUGACUAAUUUACAUGGAUUAACUCGUUUAAAAUUAGAACAAUUCAGCAAAACUAUUUUUGAAUUAUAGUUAUGAACACUAUGAAUAAAUUGAAUAAUAUGAUUGAAAUUAAAACAAGCAAACACGUCCAUUACCCUUCCCCCCAUUUAGAAAUGUGUGAUUUUUUUCAUGUUUAUAAUUAGUAUGUAAUUUUCAUGAAUUUGUACGACUAUUUUCAGAAUUUGUACGGAGUUCGUUCACCGAGAAAAAUUCGUUUUUCGUGGGAGGGACUGGAAUAACGUUAUUCGUACAAAUUCAUACAAAUUACAUACUAAUUAUUCGCAAAAUAAAUUUUUGUAAAACGUGUAUUUUUAUUGGUGGGAAGGGCUGAAAUAACGUAUGUUAAAUAUUUCAAAAGUGAAUAAAUCAAAUAAUUUGUUUAUUUCGACUGGAAUGAUUAUUUUUUGAAUUUAAUGAAAAACGCUUGGUAUCAUAUGAAGCUGAAAUGGCCAUCAUUUGAAAAAUUACACAAAUGUAAAAUAAAAUCAUAGAUACACACAACCACACGAUUUAUUAAAAUAAAAACAAUACAUGACGAUAUCCACGUAUUGUAUUAUCACUUCAUGUGCGCUGCUCGACUCUAAACGUAUGGUAUGUUAACAGUAAUACUACGUACAUGGUGUAUCAUUUGUUUUUCUAUUUUCUCUGCCUACCACGUAUACAUCCGAUUAUUUUUUAACUUCCUGACGCUAACAUGCUGUGUUUGUUCGGCCCUAACCGCCGCCACCAUGUGUUCCCAGUACACGCGUUUGCUUAAGGUCCAUUAGAAUUCAAACCGAGACGAUCGCGUUAUGUUAUAGCUAAUGUAUGGCGAGAGCACCGCGUGUACGCGCCGCCAGUGGCGUAUCAAGGAUAUGGCGAGCUGUGCCUACGCCAGGGGCGCGAAAUGCAAAGGGGGGUGCUGUAAGUCUUCCUACGCCACUACGCACCACGAUGAUGACACGUCCGCCAAACCAGUCAGAAACGUCCGCCAAACCAGUCAGAAACGUUGAUGAAAUCCGUAUAUUAUUGCGUUACUAUUUCGUUACCAUUACCAUCGAGCUCUACAGGGAUAAUGUUGAUCGUAUUAUUUCUACGAGAUCGUUUUUUCCCCCGUCCAAUCUCAAAAUUGUAUGGCUUACGUGCGCUAAAUAAAAACUUUUUUAUAUUAAAAAUGUUGAUGUUUUUAUACUAAGUUUGGUUUGUAUGGUCAACAGCUUAAUGUAGGCAAAUGGUUAUGGUCCCAACGUGUCCACAUUUUCGUUUUCUAUUUCCAUUUCCAUCCAAAGAAUCCGGUGUAUCUUUAUAAAAUAGUUUAUCCAUACCGCUGUAGAUUAAAUUUUCUUAAUUGAAUUACAGAAAUCAA